This is a messenger RNA of Trifolium pratense (red clover), 558 nucleotides long. RefSeq lists its product as uncharacterized. The coding region runs from base 1 to 558 and encodes 185 amino acids. NCBI's taxonomy places the organism in Eukaryota, Viridiplantae, Streptophyta, Magnoliopsida, Fabales, Fabaceae. The transcript has a single exon. The record is from RefSeq and is a predicted model, not a curated record.
AUGCAAGAGAUCAAUAGAAUCAAAGCCAUUCUAGAUCACAACUUCAAAAUCAAAGAUUUAGGUGUUGUGAAAUAUUUUCUUGGAUUAGAAGUUGCACAUUCAAAAGAAGGCAUCAGCAUCUCACAGAGGAAGUACUGCUUAGAUUUACUUAAUGACUCAGGCUUACUUGGAUCCAAACCAGCUUCCACACCUCUGGAUCCUUCUAUUAAGCUUCAUCAGGACAAUGGUAAACCAUUUGAAGACAUAAGCUUGUAUAGAAGACUUGUAGGUAAGCUGUUAUAUCUCACUAAUACUAGACCAGAUAUAACCUAUGCUACUCAGCAACUGAGUCAAUUUCUGCAUAACCCAACUGUGACACAUUAUAAAGCAGCUUGUAGAGUGAUUAGAUACCUCAAACACAACCCUGGUAGAGGUCUUUUAUUUCACAGAAAUGCAGAUCUACAGCUGCUUGGAUAUUCAGAUGCAGACUGGGCAGGAUGUAUGGACACAAGAAGGUCCACUACUGGAUAUUGUUUCUUCUUAGGCACAUCAUUGAUAUCAUGGAAAGCAAAGAAAUAG